Durotheca rogersii is the source of this 1092-nucleotide messenger RNA. RefSeq names its product SNase-domain-containing protein. The transcript is spliced from 2 exons. Gene Ontology annotation, cellular component: cytoplasm; mitochondrion. The record is from RefSeq and is a predicted model, not a curated record. NCBI's taxonomy places the organism in Eukaryota, Fungi, Ascomycota, Sordariomycetes, Xylariales, Xylariaceae. Bases 89 to 895 code for a protein of 268 amino acids.
CCGGCCUCGCCUCAGGCCACCCUCUCCCAACCCCGAAGCCUCCCCCCCCCUUCUCUCAAUCUAUACGCAUCUCUAGGCUAUAGCAAGAAUGGGAUGGCCGUCCACCUCCGAUUCUGGGAAGAAUAGUAAAAACGAUGAUUCUUCGAGACGACCGGUCUCCUGGCCUGACAGUCUGAACGGCACUGACUGGGAGCACUACAAGGAUCCGCGAAAUUGGGUGCUGACCCUUCUUGUCACGACCACCACUCUCGUGUCUCUGCAGGUAUAUCGUUCCUACCUACGCCGCAUCCCCGGCACUACCCACAUCCAGCCGAGCUUUUUCAGAAAGAGGAGCCUCUUUGGCCGGGUCACAAGUGUCGGGGAUGGCGAUAAUUUCCACCUAUACCACACCCCCGGCGGCCGCCUGGCUGGUUGGGACUGGCUUCGGAAGGUCCCGGUUAAGAAAACCGAGUUGAAGAACAAAACCAUCCCCAUACGCAUCGCGGGCGUAGAUGCACCGGAGGGCGCCCACUUUGGACAUCCUGCCCAACCCUUCUCUUCGGAAGCUCUGACCUGGCUAUCGGAUUACCUUCUCGGCCGACGGGUACGAGUCUUGAUCUACAGGCGUGAUCAUUACGACCGCAUCGUCGGCACCGUAUACGUGAGGCGGUUCCUCACGCGCCAAGACGUCGGCCUCGAGAUGUUGAAGAGGGGCCUGGCUACGACGUAUGAGGCGAAGACCGGUGCCGAAUUCGGCGGCCUCGAGGAGGAAUAUAAAGCUGCCGAAAGCAUAGCGAAGACGAGGAAGCUGGGGAUAUGGGGCGGCAAGAAGAAGGCCUUCGAGAGUCCUCGCGACUACAAGACCCGCAUGAAUGUGGGAGAGCCACAGAAUGGUAACGGCAAAACCAAAGCAUGAGAGAUGGCAGACGGCGCCGUCUACGAUAUCGGGGGUAUAUAUGAUGUCUCUUUUUGAGCAAGGGAGGCGUAUGUCAAGGUGGGCGCAUUCGGGGCCGUGGCAACACCCAGCCCGAAUGGGAUUUACCAGCUACGUGUGCCUAGCAUUGCGUGCUGUCUAGCUUUACCUACUAUGAGGAAUGGGGGCGUGUCUGGCGC